Talaromyces amestolkiae is the source of this 4086-nucleotide messenger RNA. RefSeq lists its product as uncharacterized. Gene Ontology annotation, biological process: protein phosphorylation. The transcript is spliced from 5 exons. Bases 1 to 4086 code for a protein of 1361 amino acids. Lineage: Eukaryota; Fungi; Ascomycota; Eurotiomycetes; Eurotiales; Trichocomaceae. Gene Ontology annotation, molecular function: oxidoreductase activity; protein kinase activity; ATP binding. The record is from RefSeq and is a predicted model, not a curated record.
AUGAAACCGGCCGGUCGCACAUUUAUUAUCUCCGGCGGAUGCUCCGGGCUUGGCCUGGCUACAGCCCGCGACCUACACCAAGCUGGAGCUUACGUUGCGCUGUUGGAUGUGAAUGCGGACGCUGGCAGCGCUGUCAUCCAACAACUCGGGGAACAAAGAGCAAAGUUCUGGCAGGCUGAUGUGACCGACACAUCAAGCCUUGAGACUGCAGUUAAUAGCACUGCUGAAUGGAUCAAACAAACCGGGUCUGUCCUCGCUGGUGUUGUCGCAGCGGCUGGAGUUGGCUUGCCAGCAAAGAUCUAUGAUGCAAGAACAGAGUCGCCAGUUGCGAUGUCGAGCAUCGACUUCGUCCUCAAUAUCAAUAUUCGAGGAACAAUUGAUCUCAUCCGCCUUUCUGUGCCACACAUGGUCAAGAACAGUCCGUUAACAGAGGAUGGUGAGCGAGGAGUCAUUAUCAUGGUCUCCUCAGCCGCUGCCUUUGACGGACAGCCAGGUCAAGUCGCAUAUGCCGCCUCCAAAGGAGCAGUGGCCUCAAUGACAUUACCGUUGGCCAGAGACCUUGCGCGGCACGGAAUUCGCGCAGUCACAAUCGCACCAAGCUUAUUUGACAGUGCAAUGACCCGACAGCUGCCUGACAAGGCUCGUAAGAGUUUGGAGAGGGUGAUGGAGUUUCCGGUCAGAGCCGGGAACCCGGAGGAAUUCUCGAGCUUGGUGAUGCAAAGCGUCACUAAUUCCAUGUUGAAUGGCACUGUACUUCGACUCGAUGGUGCCAUGAGGAUGCCCAUGGCGCCUGGUUUCUCCGGCCGUCGUAAGAUCCCUUUUAUCGAUGACCGCUCCACACUACACAACAUAGAUUGUGCCUACUCUGUCUCGCCGGUCAAGAGUCGAUUAUUAGCCCAGAACUUAGCUACACAGCCGAGCGCAUCCAGCGCAACUCCCGACGAGUCUACGCUUCUCACGACCGAGAAUGGCAUGUCAAGUAACACAACAUCGCCAUCGAUUGUGUCCGCCGAGUCCGACCCGUUGUUAAUAUUGGAUCCGCGACGCGAUGGCAGUCUCCCAGCAGACUUACAUCUACGCGACUUGGAAUUGAUGCAUCAUUACUGUCUUGAAAGUUAUAAAUCCAUCUCCCAGGAUGACGCAUUUGCACAACCCUUCCAGAAAGAGGUCCCCAAGAUCGCCUUGUCGCAUCCGUUUCUAAUGCACGGGGUUCUAGCAUUAUCUGCCCUACAUUUAGCGUAUCUGAACAAAAACGGUGACCGGGUCAACGAAUACGAUGAGCUCGCUGCGGGGCACCAGACACUGGCACUGGCAUUAUUUAGGAAGGAGCUGGACAAUAUUACGCCGUCGAAUAGUGCGGCGCUCUUCGUGUUUUCAAGUAUAGCGACCGUGCUUGCCUUUGCUUCGCCACAAAUCUCAGGAAUGCAUUCUCUGUCACCGAUCGACGAGAUGCUACAAAUCAGUACCUUGUGUCGGGGAAUCGCUGAAAUUCUCCAAACAUCGAGAGGAUGGCUGGAAAAUUCCUCAGAUAGUUGGGUUACGGAUAUGCUCUCCUCUAGGAAGCGAUCUUCGAAAAUGCAGUCCCCGCCCGCAGACAUUGAAGCAAAGCUCGCUCCGGUUUAUAAGCUCAAUGCGGAUUUGACAAGGACUGGGCUCAACAUUCAAGAAGCAGUGGCAUGUGAAGAAGCCAUCUCUGAACUGUCACAUGUUUUCCAGCGACUCAACUCGGGCUACCAGGACUUGCGUCUCUACGUCAACAUGUCCAUGUUUCGGUCUGCGGCAGACAUCUCAUCCUCGGAUCCGGAGUCUAGCUCGGAAGAAAGUGACAAUGAUAGUCUGCCAGAGAUCCAUGUCGGUGCCGGGCAACCGACGGAUGCAGCCGCCAGUUUAGAUGAACUCCUUUUAGAUGAUUAUGACCUUCCUACACCGGGACGCCUAGGACAGGACAACAUCCUGGGAGGUGCAUUAGAUCUCGAUGCCGAUGGACAUGCAUCUGUAAUGACGUCGGCUUUACUAGAGUUUUUCUGUCUUACUCGUGCUGCCGAAUUCCUCAAUGCACAGCCCAGAUCUUUUGGUCGGUUCACCCGGGAUUCUCCAGAGGUUAAGCAAUUGGCAAAGCAAAUGUUCCGUUAUAAGUCACAGUUUCUGUCCACCCAUGGAAUCGUAGCCGGUGGUAUUGAAGAUGAUGAUUGGGAAAGGAUCCGUCAGUAUUAUCGAGACAACCUCGACAUAUUAGGCAACGCAGUCAUUGGAGACGCAAAAGUUGAUAUUUCAUCCGAGAGGCCGACCUCUCGAGAAGGAGACAUUGAGUUCGCUCGGCCUGCGUUGACUAAGUCUCAAUCUCUUAUCUCCACCACCACCAAAAUCUACCAAGCCGCCAUUGAGCCAGGUCCCUCAAGUAGCAGUCAUUGGAACGUGCAAAAACGCAACCCAGGUCCUCCUGUCAAUCAAGGCCACUCGGAAAGCUUUUUGCAUUUGAACAACUUAUUACGAGCUCCUCAGGUCCCUGUAGGUGAACCAGGCACCAUGGCGCUGGUCAGCACCAAAUUCGAGCCGACAAUCGAUCACGGAUCCAGGUACGCUUCGGAAUUUCUAGAAGUCAAACUACUAGGUCGUGGAUCCUUUGGUCAAGUCUAUGAAGCGCGGCACCAUGUUGAUGGCCAGAGCUACGCCGUGAAAAAAAUACCACUGAGCAAGUGGCGAUUGGAAAUGCUGCAGCAAGAGGGAGUUCAGCAUUUGGAGCACAUACUCAAGGAAAUUAGGACAUUGGCCCGUUUGGAACAUAAAAACGUUGUUCGAUAUUUUGGCGCUUGGGUAGAAGAAAGACAUGCAUUACCGGAGACUGCACCUUCAGACCCAGCAGAAAACCUACACAUCGGAUUGGAACCAUCCGAAGAGAAGCAUGAUCCUGCAGAAGAGGACCAAAGUUUUGGAAUUGUUUUCGGCUUAUCUAGUAAUGAUGGUGAACACGACGAUGACAACAAAUCGGACUCUCACAGCCACGGAACAAGUGCCUGGUCAAAUUCUCGCCCACGUCGGGACAGUCGCUUCACCAAUGCGUCGUCAUUAUCAAAGAAAAGCACAAUCCUGAGUAGUGGAGACUAUGAUGAUGAAGAUGUUGAAUCUAUCCAAAGAAAUUUCAGCAUCCCGAAAGCGGGAGUGCUUUCACACGACUAUACAUCAACAAGCGAUUUUACGGGCACGGACAUCUUUACAAACGAUAUGAGCGAAGAUCCAUCAAAGUUCCAGCUUGCACGCCGAGACAAGACUACGCAGAAUCAGACAGUCGUCCUGCAUAUUCAAAUGUCGUUACAUCCUCUAACCCUGAGCACAUUCCUUAAUCCUAAACACCGUUCAACAUCAGCCUGUCAUUGCUUCCAUCUCCUCCCAUCCCUACGGAUACUCCUUGGCAUACUAUCAGGAGUAGAGUACCUUCACUCAAAGGGCAUUGUCCAUCGUGACUUGAAACCAGCCAACAUAUUUCUCUCGGUCCGUGAGGAUGAUGAAAGUGGCUGUCACUCUUGUCGCGGUGUGAAUGACCAGCCUAUCAGAAAUCAGUACCGUCCUCGCAUAGGAGAUUUCGGCCUUGUAGCAGAUAUCUCGCAUUGUGCGGAGACGACGGUCACCAGCGGCGUGGUUGCUGUUCAGACGGGACAAAGUCCAAGGAGAAGACUCCGACACGUCGGUACGGAAUUCUACUGUCCACCGAGACCGGGUUCUGCUUCAAAUUUGGACUCGAGCCAAUACUCAAUCGAUGAGAAGCUAGACGUGUUUGCACUAGGCGUUAUACUAUUUGAACUGCUUUACCGUCUGAGCACUAAGAUGGAACGACAGUUGGUAUUGUCUGAAUUGACUCGUCGCGGAUUGCGAGAUGGCACCGUCCGGAUGCCUCACGAUUUUGAGGAUAAGAUUGAAUGCGGUCGAGUCAAACUUGUCAAUGGUAUAUCCGUUGCUGAGUCGCUGUCUACUUGUAUUCAGGGCAUGCUUCAUCCUGAUUCUCAUAGGCGGUGGAGCUGUAAGGAUGUUCGAAAAUCAUUGCAGGAGAUUGUUUGUAUGAUAGAGAAUGAGCCAUCGCUUCGAGAUUAG